This is a messenger RNA of Ectocarpus siliculosus, 1008 nucleotides long. Lineage: Eukaryota; Phaeophyceae; Ectocarpales; Ectocarpaceae. The record is from the annotation of a GenBank genome assembly.
CCAAACGGGCUACCCACGCCCUUCUCACCUCGAGACGCCAUGGUUUCCUUUGCAAAUGGGCGACGAGAGAAGCGUUUGCCUUAUUCGCGCGGCCUGCCGGCAGCGAUGACGUGUCUCGCGCUAUCCAGCUCUCGCUCCUGCGAAGGCUUCGUUGCACCAGCUGGCGCCAGCUUGACCCGCUCUGCCUUGACAAAGGUGCAAGUGAGCCAGACCUUCCCCACCGAGCCCCUCUUUGCCCCAGACUGCGCACCGGAGCGUCACGAUCAAGCCUUCCCAGGGCUGUUUCCUCCUGUACACCGGCCUCUGAGAUGGCGGGAUGAGGACUCGGAGCCGAUGAGAGGGCUGUGGCUCUUCGAACAGCCUCUGCAAACCGUCCCUACCGUGGAGAUGUACAGCCGGAUGGCCGUGUAUGCGUUGAGUGACGGGUCUAUAUGUGUGUACAACCCCAUCGCUCCUACCGAAGAAACCUUGCAAGAGAUCAGCGACGCCUUUGGCGGACCAGAUCACAUUAUCGUGCCGACGACAGCAUGGAACAACCUCUUGUUCGUAGCCGGAUGGGCGGAGCGAUUCCCGAGAGCAACGUUCUGGGGGCUAGAGGGGGUUAAGUUGCCAGGGGCGAAGUUCACCAAGGAUUUAACAAUGGAGUCUUUCCCGGAGUCGUGGAAGGCGGAACUGGAUGUAUCCAUCUUGGAAGGGAACGGAAUUUUCCGAGAGUGUUUCUUGCUGCACCGCACAACGAGGAGUGUCUUCGCGAUGGACAGCUUCGUGGAGAUGGGGGAAGGCAACAUCCCGAACCCGGUGCUCCGGGCAGCCUCCAAAAUGUCUGGGAAUUUCGGUCGGCCGGUGUGCCCGACCAAGUCGUUGUUGUGGAACCGCGAGAAGUGCAAGUCGGCCAUGUCGAGGGUGUUGGACUGGGACUUCGACAAGGUGUACGCCAACCACGGAGAGUGCCCGAUACAGGACGCUAAGGAAGCCAUUCGUGGCGAGUUUCAGUUCUUGUGGGACUGA